CGCGCGGCGGUGUCUCCUUCUCCCUCAGUCACGGCUCCCGCUCGGCCCCCCCGCACCGCCAUGACCGCCCCGGGCAGCGGCGGCGAGUUCGGGAACCCCCUGAGGAAAUUCAAGCUCGUCUUCUUGGGCGAGCAGAGCGUUGGGAAGACCUCUCUGAUCACCAGGUUUAUGUAUGACAGUUUUGACAAUACUUACCAGGCCACCAUUGGGAUUGAUUUCCUGUCAAAAACCAUGUAUCUGGAGGAUCGCACGAUCAGGCUGCAGCUCUGGGACACAGCAGGCCAGGAGAGGUUCCGCAGCCUCAUUCCCAGCUACAUCCGUGACUCUGCUGUGGCUGUCAUUGUCUUUGACAUCACAAGUUCGGCUGCAGCUCUGGGACACAGCAGGCCAGGAGCGGUUCCGCAGUCUCAUUCCCAGCUACAUCCGCGACUCCACCAUUGCUGUGGUAGUCUAUGACAUUACAAACUUGAAUUCUUUCCAGCAAACCUCCAAGUGGAUCGAUGACGUUCGGACAGAGAGAGGCAGCGACGUCAUCAUCAUGUUGGUGGGGAACAAAACUGACCUGGCAGACAAGAGGCAAAUCACUACGGAGGAAGGUGAACAAAGAGCCAAAGAGCUGAAUGUGAUGUUUAUUGAGACCAGUGCAAAGACUGGAUACAAUGUGAAACAGCUUUUCCGUCGUGUGGCUGCUGCCUUGCCUGGGAUGGACAGCACACCAGAGAAGAGCAAAGAAGACAUGAUUGACAUCAAACUAGAGAAGCCCCCCGAGCAGCCCGUCACGGAGAGUGGGUGCUCCUGCUAACAGCCCCCUCCUGCAGCAGCAGCAGCAGCACAUUCCCCAACUGGCCAGUCUCACUGAAGAACAUCACUGCUCAUUGGCUAGGCAACCCUCCUCUGGGGGCUGGAACACCAAUCUACUAAGCAAGCCAACUCCCUUGUUUACUGGUGGGGAGCAGCCCCGGCCAUCCCUCUUACUGCAUGGUAUGAGCCCUGAGUGCAGAAUGAGUGUCCUGUCUUUUCUAUUUUAUGUUGUUGCACUUUGGCACUCUGGUGCCCUUCACACUCUCUCUUUUCCUCCUCCUCCCCCCUCUUCCCCACCUGGAGGGAAGCUUCCCUGUCUGCUCAGAUGUAACUUGUGAAUGCGAUGGAAAAGCCACCAAGUUAGGGAAGGCAAAAACCAAGCUUGGGGGUGGGCUUUCCACCUUCCUUACUGCCUUGCAUCUUGACUAGUUCCCUGUCCACUCCAGCCCUGUCCUUGUCCUGCAUCCCCACUUCCUCUGUGGAAAGGCUGCUCCUUUUAAACCAGUCAGUUUGACUUGGCCUUGCCUUUUUUGGGGGGGUUUUUUUGGAUAAUACAGGUUACCUGUUUCUAAGCUUUUGCUUCCUGCAGGGCAUAGACAAUACUAGCUCCUCAGUUUCUCCUUUCUGUGGAUGAUCUUGGCUAAACCUUGCUCACGACUUCUGAGUAACACCCAGCCCUGGAAACCCUCCAGCUCUGAUAGCUUUGGCCUUGUUGCUCCCCUUUGUGUAGCAGAGCCAUCCCACAGACUGCUCUCCUCACUUGGAGUGGCUUCCCAUCCCGAGGACCUUGGUGAGUGUUUGGCUGUAGGGAAGAGGGUGCAGAGGCCUUGCAGUGUGAGGCUGGGUGGGGACUGAUCCUCAGGAGGUUUUGGAGACCUGGGUCAAAAGCAAACAGUUCCCUGGGAUCCAUCCCUGGAUGCUUUGCAGGCUCCUCAGCUCUCUUCCCCUGUUUCUUGUCACCUACAUCUUUUUCACAGAGAGCUGCAGCAGGUGGCAGAGCAGUGGUAUCUCACACCUAGGUAGCUGCUUUUGCCUCUGUAGGAGUUUUUUGGGGGAUGGAGCUGGUAGCCAUUUCACUUUUGGGGUAGUUUUAAGCUGCAACAUUGCCAAAGCUGAGGUGAGCAGUGGAGUGAUUUGUUGCCAGAGCUGGGCAGAGGGAUGGAGGAAUCAGAUUCUCAAGGGAGUUGCUGAAACUACAAGGUCUCUUCCUGACCUUGGAGGUUGGGCAGUUCCUCCUAUCCCCCUGCCUCUGGGUUCUGAUGACCUGAACACAGCUUUCCAGGGACUGCUGGGGGUUCUUCAGCCCUCUGUCCUUACCAGAAGUCCUUGGGCUUGUUGACAGCAAGGAGAAUCAUACAGUGGGGUGGCUCUGAGCCCUUCACUCUUCUUUCCAUCACCCCAGCCUGUGUCAGACUGACAAGGGGAUGCCAGCAGGCAGGAGAGCCACUGACCACGGUGUGACCGGUGGGGACAUCACCUCCUGGUGGUCAGUGACAUCCCCUGCCAGCGUGGCUGUGGGUCACCCACCCGAGGGAGGGGAAGGGGCAGCCUUGGGCCAGGAGCUGGCAAGUCCCCAUGGCAGCAAGUCACCUCUCUGCUCCUCAGAGCCCUGUCCCUUCCCCUCCGGGUCAGCUGCCCUUAGGAGGAAGCUGGGAUGUCGUUUCCCGUGUCACUCUGGAGUGUCCCCACCCCUUUUCCCCCAGUCCCAGCCGGGUCCCGGUGCCGAUCCCGGUGGGAAGCUGAUCCCUUCCUCUGUAUAUACCCCGUGUGUGGGAAUUGCUGAUGUCUGUCGGUGUGUCCAUGUCUGCUGUAGAACAGGUUUUGCUGUCCCCUCCUCACAGGCAGGUUGUGCUGCUCUGCUGUCGUGUUGUUCUGAGUCACGGACCUGGGGAGGGAGGGAAGGGAGGGAAGGGGAGGGAGGGGGGAAAACCCUAAGUAACGGGGUGGGGGGGGUCGUUAAUUAGUGAAAUAAAAUAGUUCACUUCCCACUGUCUUCUCGAUGGAUGUGUAUAAUAUUGAGUGUGUGUCUGGCCCUGCUGUCUCCUAGCUGUUAGCUGAGUAAGUGUGACUAUUAAUCUGAGUAUGGACUGUCUGCCCACAGCCGUGUAUCACACUAAAUAAAGUUAUUUCACCAACAC
Messenger RNA from Calypte anna (Anna's hummingbird), 2939 nucleotides. Its product is annotated as ras-related protein Rab-6A. The record is from RefSeq and is a predicted model, not a curated record. Gene Ontology annotation, molecular function: GTPase activity; GTP binding. NCBI's taxonomy places the organism in Eukaryota, Metazoa, Chordata, Aves, Apodiformes, Trochilidae. The coding region runs from base 173 to 802 and encodes 209 amino acids. The transcript has 9 exons.